UGUAUUUUAGUUUUUGCAAUGGUUUUUUUUUUAGUACAAUCUACAUAUAUUUAUUGAACAUUCGGUAACAAAAGAUGCUUGUGCAAAAUAUGAAUAUCAACCUCAUUAAUAGAAUCCCACAAACAAAAAGCAGUCCAACCAAACACACACUUAACCUCACUUCACACACAUUCUUUCCAUCCCCUCUUAUCUCUCACACAACACACACACACACACACACACACACACAUUCUCUCCCACAUUUUUCCUUCAGCGGUCCACAUUUCCCCAGAUAUUCCUCUCCGAUCAAAAACUCACACAAAAAACACGCUUCCCUAAAUAUUCUCAAAGAAAGCCAUGUCCCAAUGCAUCACCACACUCUUCUUCUUCACUUUCCUUUCCACAUUAUUCCAGCUGCCACUACCACUAUCCGCCCUACCCGUUUUACCCGACCCGGACCCAGCUACAGUCCAGACCCAGACCCAAACCCUCCACCCCGCCCCACCCGCCACCAUCCCCGCCUUCCCUGAGCAAUCCGCCGCCUCCGCUUGCCCCCUCGACCUCCCGGAGGACCUCUUCCACGGCAUUAAAUCCGCUUGCGGCUCCAAACCCCACCACCGACCCGAUCCGAAUUCCUACGCGGGCCAGCUCCACCGCAGCCGCUGCUGCCCGGUCCUUGCCGCCUGGCUCUACUCCGCCUACUCCAAAACCGGGCUGCGGACGACGGCGGCGGCAACAACCACCAAGGGCUCGGCCACUCAAACGGCGCCGUACGACAUGCCGGUGCUGCCGGACGACUCGGAGACGUGCGUCGACACACUGGAGAAGGCGUUGGGGAACAGAGGCAUAGAAUUGAAGAGGCCCAACGAGACGUGCGACGUCGUUUACUGCUACUGUGGGAUCAGAUUGCACCCAUUCACCUGCCCUGAGGCCUUUACUGUCAACACGCGCGGCAAAUUGGUCGGCGGAGCGGCGGUGGUGAAGCUGGAGAGAGAUUGCUUCAACGGCGGCGGCGGCGGUGGUGGUGGGCUUGCGGGUUGCUCUAAGUGCCUCAACAGCCUUUCUUUGCUUAACGCGAAUAAAUCGGGAAUAAAAAACAGCACGGAGAGGACGAGCAAAAUGCAUAACAGAGACUGUGAGCUGAUGGGUCUAACAUGGCUACUGAACAAGAAUCGACCUGCUUAUAUCCGAACCGUAUCAGCUGUUUUGAGGGCUCUGAUGAUGAACACGGACGAAUCUUCUUCCGAUCCUUCAUUUUGCAGUCUCAAUAGCGACGGAAUGCCACUGGCCGUUGAUUCUUCCGAAAUCAAUAACCAAUCUUCAUCAACGGUUCUGGCUGUACCACUUUCUUUGUUGUAUAUGAGCAUUGUUUUCUUGUUCAAUGGGUAUUAUCAUUAGCUGGUGGUUGUUUUGUCUAGCUACGUUUCAUCGACUUUAUUCGUUGUUUUAGUGUGGGGUCGAAAAAGUGAUUGUUAAAUUACUUUGUUAAUUUAGCUUUUAGCGAAUUUGUCGUUGGUUUUGGCCUCUAUGCCUUGUAAAUAAACCUUUUGAGUGAGUUGAACCUUCUCGUUUUUUCUUCCAA
This is a messenger RNA of Erythranthe guttata (spotted monkey flower), 1561 nucleotides long. Its product is annotated as GPI-anchored protein. The record is from RefSeq and is a predicted model, not a curated record. Lineage: Eukaryota; Viridiplantae; Streptophyta; Magnoliopsida; Lamiales; Phrymaceae.